Biomphalaria glabrata is the source of this 1852-nucleotide messenger RNA. RefSeq lists its product as uncharacterized. The coding region runs from base 257 to 811 and encodes 184 amino acids. The transcript has 5 exons. The record is from RefSeq and is a predicted model, not a curated record. NCBI's taxonomy places the organism in Eukaryota, Metazoa, Mollusca, Gastropoda, Planorbidae.
GGGGGGGGGAAAUGGAGAGGGAGCAACAUCGGGAAAUCAUUUGAUUGUGUAUCGAUUGAAUUUCGUUAGUUAUAUUUUCAGAAUAGCACAAGAGACAGCUCUUGGUAUUUGUGGCGUGCUUUUUAUAUAAAGGUGUAUGCAGUGAAACAGCGUUAUUAAUAUAUAGUUCUAUAUCCAUGAACAUCGACAAACUAGCCUAGCUUAGAGAUAAAACAGUAGUGAAUACAAACACUUUGGAGAUAGGACUGAUCUCAACAUGAGUUACGGAGUAACAGAAAUGUUGGCGUCUGCCGUCUGGACAUCUUUGUUUCUGAUGGUCAUUGCUUUGUUUGAAGUUGUAAGUGGCGGGAAAUGCUACAAAGAAGAAUCACUUGGUGAUGCAGAAGGGAAUGUCUACUUUUGCAAUGCUGCAGGCCUGACGCGAUGCUGUACAGAGAACAGCGAGAGGACAUGCUGUGUGGAAAUAGCAGAAAAAAAUAUGAAGGAGCAGCUACAAUUGUGGGGCAUCGUUGCUGGCAUGAUUAUCUUGAUUGCAAUCUUAUUCAUCUGCUGCAAGAAUGACAUAAGCUUCUGCAACAGUGAUCUCACACUCAAGGAGAGGUGCUAUAGAUGCAGGAACAGAGGUAAAAACAAGAAAGCCCACACACUAGAAAAUGAAAAACCUGGCCAGUACUAUGACAACCCAGCCGGAGAUUUUGGCGACGGCCCCAGCAACAAUUACUACGAAAAAGAUCCGUACAAAUUUCCACCCCUGCCUCCCAUCGAGGAACUGAAAGGCAACAAAAUGUAUUCUAAUCAGUCUUAUGCCUAGUACGCGGGCGAUAAGGUUCCUUUCAUUUGAAAUCAUACAAAAAAAACAUUGGUAGCCUACUUGAAGGAGAAAAUUAUGAAUUCUGUAUUUAUUGAUUUAAUCAGGAAGUUUAUUAGUAAUCACGAGAAAACCUCAGGAAAUAAAAUGUGGACAACUUUGAGCCCACGAGAAAAAACUCAGGGGAGAAAACAAAAAUGUUCAAAUACCAAUAUGGUUUAUUUUUAAAACAAAAAUUGGUGAAAUAUUACCAACAGAUCAAAAGGGUACUUUGAAAAGUUGAUAGAGCAGAACAGUAGGCCUUAGCAUUUCUCUUUAAUGAUCUAUUAUGGGCUUAAAAAGUGUACUGGUGCACUAGUGACUUAGAUAUAUCCAACCAUCGAGUAUGUCGUCUGAUUAAAAGUGUUGUCAUUGAUUAGAAUUAUCACUCAGUGUAUUUACAGACAAGGCUGUGUGUGCUAGCACAUGGCUUCAAAGAUUGUAAUGUACGUAUUGCAUUGAUUGGUAUUUGUCACAUAGUAAUUCUUUUUCUUGUAUUGUACAUUUAGUGCUGAUUGGUCUUGACCUUUUGUAUCAUUUGGAAUCAUUUUCCAUUAAAAGACAAGUCUAAGUACAGCUUUAAAGUCAAGACUUAAUAUCUCAUCCAAAUGGAGUUUGUUACAUACAUAGUAUCUAAUACACAUUGUUAAUGCAAUUGUUUUGUCACCAAGGGAUUGUGUAGUUAUUCUAAAGCUAAAACAAGAACCCUGGAAUAGAAUUAUUUUUUUUCUUAAGGAUGACCUUUUUUUUUUGAAAUUAGAUGUUUGACAGUCAAAUUGGAAUGGUGAACUGCCUGGUUUUCUGGUAUGUGCUUUGGACUGUCACCAUGAUGGUCCAGAGUUUGAAGCUUGUUCACUUCCAUCCCUUGCUAUCCUAAAAUGUGAAAAUCUUUAUUUCAGACAGAAUGUCCAAUUUAUAAAACAAAACAAUGAUCUUUUUAUUAUCUAGAUAUUACUGAAAAAAAUUGUGUUUUUUUUUUAAAUACAUUGUUAUACUAAAUUUAUA